AUGGCUGUCAAUAUAUCCGAUCAUGGAUUUCCCCCUGGGACAGUCUUGCUAGAAAAUAGAAAUAACUCUCAAUCUGAAUUGAUUCUUAGCCCCAGCCCUACCGAUGACCCCGAUGACCCUUUGAACUGGUCCGAGCUUCGGAAAGCAGUCAACUUUGGACUCACCUGCACAUACGUGCUCUUCACAUUUGUUCUUAUCGAUAUCAACAGUCUCGCAUAUCGCGGAUACAUCAAGGAGCUAGGCUUGACCUACGCAACCUUCAAUCAGGCGAGUGGCUGUAACUAUGCCGGCCUUGCGAUUGGGUGUCUCCUAUUGAUUCCAUGUGUGCACAAAUACGGACGACGUCCGCUAUACCUUAUCAGCGCUACUCUGCAGCUAGUUUGUGCCAUUUGGUGGGCAAACUUCCAUCAUGCAGGGGAGUUAAUCACUAUCAGUUUUCUGGCUGGUAUAGCGGGCUCGGUCAGCGAGGCAAUUGUGAUGAUCACCGUCGUCGAUUUGUUUUUCGUUCAUCAGCACGCUCGUAUGAACGGGAUUUUCAUCUUCAUGCAAAGCCUUGGCGCCACCGGGGGCCCUGUCGUUGCUGGAUACAUCGUUGUCUCCCUGGGCUGGAGAUGGAUGUGGAAAAUUGUCGCAAUCCUGGUCGGAGUCAACCUACUCUUCGUACUUUGCUUCUUCGAAGAGUCCAAGUUCACUCAUACGCCCGUCGGGCACUCCGCCUUUACCAAGUCAACUCAAUUCAUCGAGGAUAAGGAAAACAACAAAUCCGAGACAACUGCAGUGACACAGUCCGUCGCAUCCUGCAUUACUGUUGAUGUCCAGCGAAGCCGUAAAUCUAUUCGCCAACGCCUGGCUUUUGUGACGAAGACGAAUAUACCUAUUAAACAACAUUUUUAUCAGCCUCUGAUUGUUCUGUUCACGUUUCCUGCGGUGGCAUUUGCUGCUCUUACCUACGGAUCUAUUCUUUCAUGGUUCUCUGCCACUGUGUCGGCCGGGUCGUACUUUUUGAUCGCUGAACCAUACAAUUUCAACGCUGCUCAGAUUGGCUUAUUCCACCUAGGAGGGUUCACGGGCACUGUUCUAGCCACACUGACAGCACCACCGUUGAACGACUGGCUCAUUAUUAGGCUGGCCAAACGGAACGAAGGUAUUUUCGAACCAGAAAUGCGGCUGUGGAUGAUGUUCCCCGCCGCUGCUAUCAACUCUGCUGGGUUGAUGCUAGGUGGGAUUGGUCUUGCGAAGGGUUUACAUUGGGCCGUGCUGGCCGUCGGUAACGGCAUCUUCGGGUUUGGUUUCAUCGUCACUGCCGACGUUGCUCUCACCUAUCUAACCGAUAGUUAUCCUGAUAUCCUCGGUGAUGCGCUUAUAGCCGUGGUAUUCGUUCGCAAUGGCUUAGCCAUGGUCAUCCGAUUUUCGUUCACGGACUGGAUAUAUGGCAUGGGUAUUCAAAACACUUUCAUCCUCAUUGGAGUGAUUGCCUUUGUUACUGCGAUAUUACCGGCCCUGUUGAUGAUCUAUGGUAAACGGGCCAGAGUCAAGACAACUCAGAAAUAUCGAGCAUACGCAUCCUGUCAACAGGUUGCGAGAGCUGUAGACGUGACCACCUCUUGA
Molecule: messenger RNA, 1608 nt
Organism: Penicillium brasilianum
Lineage: Eukaryota; Fungi; Ascomycota; Eurotiomycetes; Eurotiales; Aspergillaceae
Source: the annotation of a GenBank genome assembly